CAGGGCGUCACUAAGGGAUUAAACCAUUGAAGCUCUCAGAAUUCCAGGCCAGGCCACUAUCGCGCUGGGAGGGGGAGAGAGGCUGUGAGGGUGCAGGGACGCGGAGGGCCCAGCGAGCUGAUUCCCUCGCCGGGGAGCGGUCGCUGGGUCCGCAGCCCCGUCUCUCUCGCCCUCCUCCGGUUCGGCCUCGCGGUGGUCUUGCCCAGACUCGGCCUUAGCGACAGCGGCCGCAUCAAGGGAAGAUGGCGGCUCCGGCCUCUGUGCCGGUCCAGGUGUCGUGAGAGCGGCACUCGCUCCCCGCCCCGCCCGGCGCAGGGACCAUGUCGGACUCGGAGGAGGAGAGUCCGGACCGGCAGCUCAAGCUAGUGGUGUUAGGGGACGGCACCUCCGGCAAGACAUCUUUAGCCACACGUUUUGCCCAAGAAGCUUUUGGGAAACAGUACAAACAGACUGUAGGACUGGACUUCUUUUUGAAAAGAAUAACAUUACCAGGAAACUUGAAUGUUACUCUUCAAGUGUGGGAUAUCGGGGGGCAAACAAUAGGAGGCAAGAUGUUGGAUAAAUACAUCUAUGGAGCCCAGGGUGUCCUUUUGGUAUACGACAUCACCAAUUACCAGAGCUUUGAAAAUUUAGAAGACUGGUAUAAUAUGGUAAAGAAAGCAAAUGAAGAAUCAGAAAUUCAGCCACUUGUGGCCUUAGUAGGCAAUAAAAUUGAUUUGGAGCACAUGCGAACAGUGAAAACUGACAAACACCAACGAUUUUGCCAGGAAAAUGGUUUCAGUAGCCAUUUUGUGUCAGCCAAGACAGGUGAUUCUGUCUUCCUGUGUUUUCAGAGAAUUACUGCUGACAUCCUUGGCAUCAAAUUAAACAAAGCAGAAAUGGAACAAUCACAGAUCCACUCUCUGUUGUAACUGCAUAUAUCGAGCCCAACAUUGAACUCGGAUAACCACCAAAAGUGAAGAAGCUGUGUGUCUGAGGAACACAAAGCAAAACAGAAUCAUGAGGUCUGAAAAGUUGUCUGAUUACUUAACACUAAGUGUACACUUUACAAAAAUAACAUUGCUGACUUCCAUGAUUUUAUGCACAAGAAUAUCAGCUUUCAUUAAAAAAAAGUUUCUUACCCUUAUGAUUAUGGAUAAAAACCUCAAAAUGUGACUCCAGUGCAUCCAGAAGGUAAAUAAAAGCAACUCCAAAUGCUUUUUUUUUAAAAUCAUAGUUUCUAAGCCAAUGUCAUGAUUUUGCAGGACUUGACACAAGUUUUGAAGGCUUAGGUUAGCCAUAUAAAACACUUGUGCCAUGAUGGAGGGAGCUCUUGGUCCUAUUAAAGUCAACAGCAAAACUUUUGUUGACUUUACUGGGUACAAGUGCAGUCUUUUAGAACCUGGUGCCUCCUAACCAAACCCAUAGCCAGUCAAUGACCAGAUAAAACAAAAGUAGAUAGCUAUUUACAUAAGACUGGAGCUUGGAGCAUGUUUUCAAGGUGAAAGAGUUCCAAAACAAAGAAUUUACACAUUACAUCUUAUUUUCAGCCCUCAAAUUCCUCACUCUUUUAAAACACAAGGGGCUGUUGAAACUUAAGGAAAUGGCUCCUUUACUAAUUAAAUGUUUUUCUUUCAAUAUUUUUUUACUUCCAGUCAUAGUAUAGAAACUGCAUGAGGUACAACUUUGUUUCUGGGCAUUGGCAAGAAUUAACAUUUUUCUAAGUAAUAUAUGUUUUUCUCUUGAACUAAAUGCCAAUUUAGCAUGGUAGUGCUAGUGUGCCAGCCCGCUACAAUAAAGUAUUUGGCAUUAAGUAAGGUCUGGAAUUCUGAGCACCUGCACCAAAUAAACAAACAUGUGGAUCUGAUUGUUGAUAGAAACUGGAGCCUUGGAUAAUACUUCCAAUCUAAUAUAGAGAUGUCUCAGAAUGCAUAAUGUGUGUGUAAUGGGUGUGAAGCUAGCAGGAAAAAUGUUGCAUGCUGUUUCUUCUCUUCUUAUUUAGCUGAAAUUCCUUUAGAAAAUCCAAGUCAUUUAUGUUAGUCAGUCUCCUGCCACAAAGUGACUUAAACAUGGGUCACUAACCUAGCUAUGUUUACACGAUGGGAUUUAAACCAACAUUUGUGGGAACAAUUAAUUGCUUACUGAUUGCAAGGAUCCUUUUUCUUCAGUCUAGCAUAGAGCUUGGUAUGAAGAAAUUAGGUCCUGUGAGGUCAGAUAACACUGUUUAAUCCUGAACCCCUACUAGCGCCUUACAUGGGAUUUGGCAACCCUUCCCUUGAUAACAUCAGGCCAGAAGUCUAGUAAAUCAUGACUCUUGUCCACCAGAUAAGAUAUGAAGUUGAUCAAUUAAAACUUAAGCAGAGUACUUCAGCAGCUAAUAAAUCUAAACAGUCUACUGUCUAGUUCAAUUACUAUUGCUUGUUUUACAUAUAUGCUUUAUUUACAAAGGUUAUCUUCAGCAAACGAUGUUUAUAUAUUCGUGUCCAUAUUAAAUGAUGUUUCCUUUAGAAAUAUAAAAUUGUUUCCCCCCCAUUUGUGCCUCACUUGUAACAAACAUAUAUAUUUCAAUUAUAAGAACUGAAAUAAUCGGACAGUAGAUGCAGUCCAUAGAAUUGCUGUUCUAGGUUCCCCCUGCUAUUUUGUAUGACUGUUUGAUUUGUGUAUUUAUAUUUUUCUCCCGUAAGCAUAAAUAUUUUUUAUUCUGAAGACUCUUUAAUUACUUUUUUUGUAAAGUAUAAGAGAGGUUUGGGCACAGGAUUGAUUGCUUUUGCUAAAAGCAAAUAUUUGGCAAAGAACGUUGAAGGAAUUUUUUUAUUAAUCCUGGGUGAAAUCUUCAUUUGGAGUCAUUGGAAUUCAACCAUAAAAUGCAGAUAUGCACAUCCCUUCUACUUUUGCAAGUUGUAUGUCCCAGUCACUUCACCGAAAGAUUGCUUCAGCAAAACUUGCAAGUGAUUAAGAAGAGUUGGAAAGUAAAACAUGUACUAACAAAGCAUUUGGAUGUGAGGUUUUAUGUUUAUCACAUUGGAAUUGUACGACAAUUAUGUAGUGGGAAUGAUACAUGCAUAUCUUUAAUACAGUUGUUAUAAUUGUGAAUAGAAGUGGAUCUAUGUAGCAUUUACAUUGAUUAGAGGCAAAGAAAGAGUCUGUCCUCUUCUCCCCUCCCCACGUUUUUUUUCAAUCCCUUUUCAUGUCUGAGCUGCAAAACAUUUUUAUUGGUUGCUUAAACUGAUUAUUUUGUGUUGGUUGUGGGAGAGGGCAUGAUUGAUGAUGAAUCUGAGAAGCUAUUCCAACUCCAGCUAUAAAACUUCCUGCUAGGCAUAUCUCUGUCUGUUAUUCAGCACAGGGCCUGGAGAGAAAUGCAUUUUUGUUUUGGUUAAUUGUUUUUGCUUUUGUGCUGUCAUUUGUGUCAUUCAUUCCUUCUUUUCAGCUAUUGAUCUGUCUCUCCAUUUUCUUCUUUUUGUUUUUCAUUCUCCUCCUUGCUAUUUGUCCAUUAUAUUGACAUGUGGU
Molecule: messenger RNA, 3486 nt
Organism: Gopherus flavomarginatus (Mexican gopher tortoise)
Lineage: Eukaryota; Metazoa; Chordata; Testudines; Testudinidae
Gene: RAB28
Product: RAB28, member RAS oncogene family
Exons: 7
Coding region: 321-911 (196 amino acids)
Cellular component (GO): endosome; Golgi apparatus
Molecular function (GO): GTP binding; GTPase activity
Source: RefSeq, a predicted model, not a curated record